AUGCAGCAGAAAACAUUGGGCCAGACCUCAGGGUGCUGGACAGUGUCCAGGCAGCUCCCACCUUAUUCACUCCAGCACUUUGGGCAAACUCUUCCCCUCUGCAAUCUUCAGUUUCCCCAUCUGGAAAAUGAUGGACUGUACCAGCUUCCUGAGCUGAGCUCCUCUGAGGAUGAGGGCUUUUCUUCCGUGACCAGACGGACGUCCCUGACAAGGGUCCUAAAGCACAGCACCCCAGAGGGAGCUGCCCCUAGCUGGCACUCAGAGCUACUGGGCGACGUCCCCUCACGCCAGGAAGGGGGCUCUGCAGGCGGGUCCCCACUGCCUGUGCGCUCCCCCUGGGACCUCCCUUCGUCCCCGGGAGAGCUCAGCCCCAAGGCCCCCCUCAGAAAGAGGCGGCUUUCCACCAUCCGGGCCUCUGAGGUGCCCAGUGGGCAGCUAGGAUCCAACUCGGACCCCUUUGCGCUGGAGGAAGAGCCACCCAUGCCAGCCUCGGUCACCCGGCGGCGGCAGCAGCAGCAGCGCAGGUCCCCCCGAGCAAGGAGAUCGCCACCAAACCCGAGAUUGCCCGGGAUCCCAAACACAGCCAGGAGGAGGCCACGGGACCUGAAGAGACUGGCUGCUGCGACAGAGCGGCUGAGGCAGUGGGAGAUCCAUCAGCUUCAGAGCAUCGAGGAGGCCACCCAGCACGAACUCACCAUCGAAGACGACUGA
Lagenorhynchus albirostris (white-beaked dolphin) is the source of this 711-nucleotide messenger RNA. It is a transcript of the gene SYSRN, whose product is annotated as coiled-coil domain containing 201. The coding region runs from base 1 to 711 and encodes 236 amino acids. The transcript is spliced from 3 exons. The record is from RefSeq and is a predicted model, not a curated record. NCBI's taxonomy places the organism in Eukaryota, Metazoa, Chordata, Mammalia, Artiodactyla, Delphinidae.